ACUGCCACAGCACUGAUCUCCUAUUGGUUAGGAGAGCCCCAGCGCGUCCAAUCACCAGAGGACUCCUCUGUUCAGAGUGACCCCGCAGCCAAUGGCAAGCUAGAAGAGGGCGGAUCUUGUUUGCGCUUCGGUCCCUGAAGGAGAGAGAGGAGGCGGAGCUGAAUUGACGAGACAAAACUGGAUUAUCCUUGUUGAAGAGAAGAUUCAACGAUGGAGCCUGUCCAUAUUAAAGAGGAGAGUCCUGUACUGGAAUCAGUCCAUAUUAAAGUGGAGAGUCCUGUGCUAGAAUCAGUCCAUAUUAAAGAGGAGAGUCCUGUACUGGAAUCAGUCCAUAUUAAAGAGGAGAGUCCUGUACUAGAAUCAGUCCAUGUUAAAGAGGAGAGUCCUGUGCUAGAAUCAGUCCAUAUUAAAGAGGAGAGUCCUGUACUGGAAUCAGUCCAUAUUAAAAAGGAGAGUCCUGUACUAGAAUCAGUCCAUAUUAAAGAGGAGAGUCCUGUACUAGAAUCAGUCCAUAUUAAAGAGGAGAGUCCUGUAUUAGAAUCAGUCCAUAUUAAAAAGGUUAUUCUCAGUUCUAAACCCUUAAGCAGCUUGAAGGGCUCUCUUCCCUGUCCUGGAUGUGGGGAGAGUUUUAAUCCUGAAGGAAACCUUGAAACAUCUCCUGGAAAGACUCUGCAUCGCUGUGCUGGAUGUGUGAAGACUUUCAGGGAGUCAGGAAUCCUGAACGGACAGCAGCAAACAGGCACUGGAAAGACUCCAUAUAACUGUCAUGAAUGCGGGGCAGAUUUCAGACACCACAGCACCGUGAAACACCACCUGCGAGUUCUGAAGGUACAGCUGGGUUAUCCUUGUGAAAGGCAGGAUUCAGAGAUGGAGCCUGUCCACAUUAAAGAGGAGCUUCCUGAACUAGACCCUGUCCAUGUUAAAGAGGAGGGUAACCAUUUUAAAACAAGCAGCUUGCAGGGCUCUCUGUCCUGUACAGAAUGUGGAAAGAGUUUCAGACAGUUAAAAAACCUGAAACUUCACCAGCAAAUCCACACUGGAGAGAAACAAUAUGUCUGUUCUGACUGUGGGAAGAGUUUCAGUCAGUCAAGCCAUUUGAAGAGACACCAGAGAAUUCACACAGGAGAGAAACCUUAUUUGUGUAGUAAAUGUGGGAAAAGUUUCAAUCAGUUAGCGCAUCUUAAAAACCAUCAGUUAAUUCACACAGGAGAGAAGCCACAUCACUGUAAUGACUGUGGGAAGAGUUUCAGACAGUCAGGUGACUUUCAAAUACACCAGCGAAUUCACACAGGAGAGAAACCGUAUACCUGCGCUUACUGUGGGAAGAGUUUCAGAUGGUCACAAAGCCUGAAACUUCACCAGCGAAUCCACACUGGAGAGAAACUACAUGUCUGUGCUGACUGUGGGAAGAAUUUCAGGAAGUCAAACCAUUUGAAAAGACACCAGCAAAUUCACACAGGAGAGAAACCACAUUCGUGUAGUAAAUGUGGGAAAAGUUUCAUUCAGUUAGCACAUCUUAAAAAUCACCAGUUAAUUCACACAGGAGAGAAGCCACAUCACUGUUAUGACUGUGGCAAGAGUUUCAGACAGUUAGGCAACUUGAAAUUGCACCAGCGAAUUCACACUGGAGAGAAACAAUAUGUCUGUGCUGAGUGUGGGAAGACUUUCAGAUGUCUACAAAACCUGAAAAUUCACCAGCAGAUCCACACUGGAGAGAAACCACAUGUCUGUUCUGAGUGUGGGAAGAGUUUCAGACGUCUACAAAACCUGAAAAUUCACCAGCAAGUCCACACUGGAGAGAAACCAAAUGUCUGUGCUGACUGUGGGAAGAGUUUCAGCCUGCCAUGCACUUUGAAAACACACCAGCGAAUUCACACUGGAGAUAAACCUUAUCUGUGUAGUAAAUGUGGGAAGAGUUUCAAUCAGUUAUCACAUCUUAAGAACCACCAGUUAAUCCACACAGGAGAGAAGCCACAUCACUGUAAUGACUGUGGGAAGAGUUUCAGACAGUCAAGCAACUUUAAAUUCCACCAGCGAAUUCACACUGGAGAGAAACCGUAUGUCUGUGCUGACUGUGGCAAGAGUUUCAGAGAUUUACAGCACCUGCAGCUUCACCAACGAAUUCACACUGGAGAGAAACCGUAUGUCUGUGCUGACUGUGGGAAGAGUUUCAGUCAAUCAAGAUCUUUGAAAAUCCACCAGUUAAUUCACACAGGAGAGGAGCAACAUCACUGUAAUGACUGUGGGAAGAGUUUCAGAUGGAUAUACAGCUUGAAAAGGCACCAGCGAUUCCACACAGCGGAGAAACCUGAUCACUGCAGUCCGGUUCUCUUAAAAGACACAAAUGCAAGUUGUGAAAGUUUAGGUAGAAUGUGAGUGUGUGUUCAUUCACCCUCAGAAAUGCCAGCCUUUUCAAAUAUAAGCUUAAUAUAAAAACUGUGAGAACUCUUUUGAAUGUCUACAAAUGAGACACAUUUAUUGAUAUUAAACACAGUGCUCUGAAGCUGUUACAUUAUAAAGUACAUUCUUAGCAUGCAAUCCAUUGAAUAUACAGACGCCUCGGAGCGUUGUGUGAUACGAGGCGAAGCCGAGUGCCUCCAACCCCUGAGAAGUCUGUAUAUUCAACGUAUACGGUGUGGGAGAAAUUCAUAGUUGUAAUUGAAUGUACUUUAUAAAAUGACAUUUCAAAUCUUAAACUGUGAGGCUUAAGAUGCUGUGAUGUUAAUUAAGUGUGUCUUCCCCCAACCUUCUCCCAUAACACUCGAGAUCUGCUUCAAAGGACUGGAUAUUAGUAACAGAGGGUCAUAAAUAUUUAAAUUGGUUUCAGUUCAGAUUACCUGCCAGUCUGGUCUAAACAAACAGAGCUGAUACUUAUCUGUUAAUUAAGAAAGUCUGUCUGAAAGCUAGGAUACAACUUUCUUGCUAUAAAGGGUUAAGAAGUGCGACACCUGGUGGAUACGAGGUGCCAUGACUUUGCCCAUUAUAUGAAUUGUUACGGUGAAACAUGGAAUGUUUGAGUAGAAAUUCCUAAUUUCCUUAUUCUAAAAGUGAACUGAAAAACAAACCUUUACGAGGGUGUAAUAUUAACUUGUUUAGCAAGCUCAGGGAUUUAGAUUUACUGAAACUGUCAGAUUGAAAUGUAACAAGUAAUAACUGAUUUAAAUGUGUUUUAGAAUCAUUUUAACCCUUUGCGGUCCAUUUAUUCAGCGCGUCUCGGGCGUGUCAGGUUCAAUUUAUUUUCACACGUGCAGUUUAUUUUAGACACGCUGUUUAAAAGUAUUUGUUUUCACAGUAAAACAGUUUUAAAAGGCACUGCAUAUCAACAGGACUCUCAGUACUGCAUCUCCAGCCCCGCCCCCUCCCCUUGUUCGCUGUCAAUGCCUCUUAAUAAUACUACAUAUUUUUCACAUACCUCUUGAUAGUGCAUACCGAUAAAUCAUCUCCUGAUCACUCGUUUUAUCACCAAACUCCUCAAUACUGCGAUCCAAGACAUUCGUUUAUUACUAUAACAUCUAAAAAAAGCUCUGCAGAUGUCUGUGAUGUUCUUUGAGCGCUGGAUGCGGAAGCAGCUAUCUGGUUUGUGUAUGUCCGUGUUAUCUAUGUGGUGUCGGGUCUAUCAGUAUUCAUGAGAUACGCCCCUAUCGGUCUCACUCGGCCAUUGAAUGGUUUUCUCAGCUUUUUUCCGGAGAAAAAACGACUAGAGACCUGUUUAUUGUGUCUUUUUGAUGAUGUUGGACAGGGUCCGACAUCGGACCGGAACGGAAAAUUGCAAUGUCAGACCAGGUCUGACAUAGGACCACAAAGGGUUAAUAACAUCUUACGGACGCAAGUUUAAAAGUUAUUUCAGUAUGUUUUCCCAAUAAAAUGUAAAUGUUUAUUGUGUUUUAAUGAAGUUAAAAGUGAAAAUGAUUCAUUACUUACGUUACUUUAUUUUAAUUAUUGUAUAAUGUGUUUAACAUGCUGGAAACAGGCAUCUUGUUCGGGGAAUUAAACUGACAUUUUUAU
Molecule: messenger RNA, 4005 nt
Organism: Acipenser ruthenus (sterlet)
Lineage: Eukaryota; Metazoa; Chordata; Actinopteri; Acipenseriformes; Acipenseridae
Product: zinc finger protein 345-like
Exons: 2
Coding region: 211-2376 (721 amino acids)
Biological process (GO): regulation of transcription by RNA polymerase II
Molecular function (GO): RNA polymerase II cis-regulatory region sequence-specific DNA binding; DNA-binding transcription factor activity
Source: RefSeq, a predicted model, not a curated record